UUGGUCUUCGCUUAAAUUUGGCGACAUAAAUUACUUAAUGUGCUUUUUAUAGUUAUUAAAAUAGUUUUGCCGUUAUUAAAAUGUUUCGUAGCAGCACGGAGGAAGCGACAACAGGUAGAGAAGUGUCUGACAGUGGGCAGACGUGGACGGACAGACGGGGACAAAAUGAAACGACGACCUCGUUCGGUCCCGUUUCAGCUUCGUCCGCUUCAUCCUUUCACUGUUUUUUUGAGGCCAGUACGAGCUCCGGCAGCGGGCCGGCACUGCCACCAGCUACCGCCGGUCUCUUCCACCACAGUUUCAGGGUAGGCAGGACAGAUACAUCACUCCUUCAAACUACUUCAGGCAGUUCUUCCUUCCCCAGUGUUGGAGGGACACCGAGCCACAGAAGGACCCCAGGAUCUGCUGUGGCCACAGGUGUAUGUCCUGCACGGACACCCCUGACUGACCACACAGGAACGAGUUCCUCAUCUGUGAACAUGACUUCUGGAGCCUCCGUGGUUGUGGCAGUGGUAGAGGGGCGCGGGUUGGCCAGGGGAGAAAUUGGUAUGGCCAGUCUCAAUUUGAAAUAUCCAGAGCUUGUACUUUCUCAGUUUGCAGACACUGGGACAUAUGCAAAGGUUAUAACCAAGCUUCAUAUCUUGAUGCCACUGGAAAUACUGAUGCCAGAUACAGCCAGUGAGAAAGGGAAAGGAACAAAGCUCUUCAAACUCAUCACAGAGAACUUUCAGGCAGUGGCUUUUACUGCAAUCCAAAGGAAGUAUUUCAAUGAGAAGAAAGGACUAGAAUACAUUCAGCAGCUGUGUGCAGCAGAAUUCAGCACCGUCCUCAUGGAAGUACAAGCUAAGUAUUAUUGCCUAGCAGCCGCAGCUGCUUUGCUGAAAUAUUUAGAGUUCAUCCAGAACACUGUCUACGCUGCCAAAUCUCUCAAAGUGAGCUUUAAAGGGAGUGAACAGACGGCCAUGAUCGACUCAGCAUCUGCUACUAACUUAGAGUUGGUUACCAAUAACAGGGAUCACAGAAGCGAUUACACUCUUUUAGGGGUGCUUAACUACACUAAAACACCUGGUGGUGCUCGACGGUUGCGGUCCAACAUUUUGGAGCCGCUGCUUGACGUGGACACCAUCGACAUACGGUUGGACUCCAUUCAAGAGUUGCUGCAGGAUGAGGAGCUGUUCUUUGGCUUGAAGAAUGCCAUAGCUCAUUUUCUGGAUAUCGACCAGCUGCUUUCUGUUCUUGUUCAAAUCCAAAAGCAGGAAACGGUUCAGGUUGCAGAAGCAAAGAUUACACAUGUAAUUCAGCUGAAACACACACUGGAUUCUGUCCCACGUUUAAGAUUGGUAUUGAAGAACUGCAGCACAGCUCUGCUCAAGGCAUAUAGCACAUCACUGGAAGACAACAGGUUUGACAUGAUCCUAGAGCAGAUCAAGACUGUAAUUAAUGAUGACACUGCUUAUCUGAAGGGAAGCCUCAACAUGCGCACACAGAAGUGUUACGCUGUGCGUCCCAACAUCGACGAAUUCCUCGACAUUGCCCGGAGAGCGUACACAGAAAUAGUAGAUGACAUUUCAGAGUUAGUUAACCAGAUGGGUGAGAAAUACAGCUUGCCAAUGCGGACCAGCUUCAGCACAGCUCGGGGUUUCUUUAUCCAGAUGAAACUUGACGGAAUCAUUCUUCCUGAAGGGAAACUUCCUUCAGAGUUCAUCAAGGUAACUAAAAACAAGAACAACUAUGGCUUCACAACUGCAGACUUGAUGAAAAUGAACGAUCGCUGUGAUGAGGCUCUGAGGGAGAUUUUUCAUAGGUCCUAUGUGGUGAUAUGUCAGCUGUUAGGCACCGUUCACGGCCACAUCCACUGCCUGUACAAACUCUCUGAUGCUGUGUCCAUGCUCGACAUGUUACUGUCACUUGCCAGUGCGUGCACCGUCUCAGACUACGUGCGUCCAGAGUUCACAGACACACUGGCCAUUAAGCAGGGUCGUCAUCCCAUUCUGGAGCGAAUGGCUGGACAGCAGCCUGUUUCCAAUAACAGCUACAUCUCCGAAGGAAGCAACUUCGUCAUAAUCACUGGGCCCAACAUGAGUGGCAAAUCCACGUACCUCAAACAGGUGGCGCUGUGUCAGAUCAUGGCCCAAAUAGGCUCUUUUGUCCCUGCUGAGUAUGCCUCAUUCCGUGUUGCUGAUCAGAUUUUCACCAGAAUUGGUGUGGAUGACGAUUUUGAAACAAACUCAUCCACCUUCAUGCUGGAAAUGAAGGAGAUCUCCUACAUAAUCCACAAUGUAAGUGAUCGGUCCCUCAUCAUCAUAGAUGAGUUGGGGCGCGGUACCAGUGCUGAAGAGGGCAUUGGCAUCUGCCAUUCGGUUUGUGAGUUCCUCCUUAGGCUUAAGGCUUUCACUCUCUUUGCCACACACUUUCUUGAGCUGUGCCAACUGGAAAAUCUUUAUCCUAACGUGGAGAACCAGCACAUGCAGGUUCAGCACACACGGAACGGUGAGACGAAUGCUGAGAGUGUGGUGUAUACACACGUGUUAAGUCGAGGAUGCUCUGAGGACAGACAUUAUGGUCUGAGGGCAGCUGAAAUGACUGCACUUCCUCCAAGUAUCACUGAAGAAGCAAAGGCACUUGCCUCAAAAGUUGGCCAGCAGCUUUUGGCCAAACACAACAGUGAUCCGGAAACCCUGAGACAGAGAGCUGAGUACCACUUGGCAACCCGCCUCUUGCAGACUGCCAGGAACUCCAGACUGGACCCGGACAGCCUGCGGAUGUAUCUGAAGGGCCUGAAGAAGCAAUAUGUGGCAGAAGUGCAAGCCGCAGGGCAAUCAGCAUCCAGUGACACAAAAAACAAUGACUGAUGAAUAAAUAUUCGUAAUGCUAAUAAGGGGGAGCAAAAACAUCUGCUGAUUAUUAUUUAUAGAGAAGUUGCAUUUUUUGUGUGUGUGACUCUUGUGCAGUUUAAAAACAGUAACAACACGUUCUGGGAUUCUGAAAUCCAUAUAGAAAUACAGUUGUAAUACGUUAGAUGUGUAAAAGAAUUCUGAUGACUGAAAUGUUUUUACUCCAUAUUAUUUUGAACUUUUUUUUUUUUUCUUUCUUUCUUUCUUUACCCUGUACUCGUGU
Molecule: messenger RNA, 3117 nt
Organism: Thalassophryne amazonica
Lineage: Eukaryota; Metazoa; Chordata; Actinopteri; Batrachoidiformes; Batrachoididae
Gene: msh4
Product: mutS homolog 4
Exons: 20
Coding region: 81-2852 (923 amino acids)
Biological process (GO): reciprocal meiotic recombination; mismatch repair
Cellular component (GO): nucleus
Molecular function (GO): ATP binding; mismatched DNA binding; ATP-dependent DNA damage sensor activity
Source: RefSeq, a predicted model, not a curated record